UUCAUUUAUUAAAAAAAAAAAAUUAUAAAUUCAAGGACGUGUGCCAACAAAGCUUACGAAAACCUUCUUUCUCCUUCGGUUCAAAUCAAACCCCACUCAAAGCGUCUUAUGGUCUCAUCCCAUGCUCAUAUCUCUAAGACCCAAGUGGUUCCCGGGCUUUCCAAACCUCUCUCGUUUAGGCCUGAAAUGGGUCUCCACCGCCACCACCCAAAACCCAGAAGACCAUCUGCGUUUGUUCUUCAAAUGCAGAACGAACCAAACCCACACCGACUACGAGCUCGCAUUGGUUUCGGUUUUGAAGUCCUGCUCAUCCCUCGUGGCCGUCUUCCAAGGCCAACAAAUCCAUUCAAUUGUUCUGAAAUCUGGGCUCCACUCGAACACCUUCAUCAACAACAGCUUGAUUAACAUGUAUGCCAAAUGCGGCUUCAUCGCCGAUGCUGAGUCGCUAUUCGGUUCUUGUUCUGAGUUAGACCCGGUGUCUUGCAAUAUUAUGGUUGCUGGGUAUGUGAAAUCUGGUCAGUUGGACAAUGCGCGCCGGCUGUUUGAGAUAAUGCCCAGGAAAGGUUGUGUCUCGUACACUACCAUGAUAAUGGGCCUUGCCCAAAAUGAGUGUUGGACUGAAGCCAUUAAGGUUUUUAAGGACAUGAGGUCUGCGGGUGUGAUUCCGAAUGAGGUGACAAUGGCGACUGUAAUCUCAACUUGCUCCCAUUUGGGUGGGAUUAGGAAUUGUCGAAUGCUUCAUGCUUUGGUAGUUAAGUUGCAGCUUGAGGGGUUUGUUCUUGUUUCUACGAAUUUGUUACACAUGUAUUGCGGUUGUUCAAGUGUUUGGGAAGGAAGAAGUUUGUUUAAUGAGAUGUCUGAAAGGAAUAUAGUUUCGUGGAAUGUCAUGUUAAAUGGGUAUGCAAAAGCUGGGCUUGUUGAUUUGGCCAGAGAGUUAUUUGACAAGAUUCAUACAAAAGAUGUGGUUUCAUGGGGUACAAUGAUUGAUGGGUAUGUGCAAGUAGACUGGCUAAGCGAAGCUAUGGUAAUGUAUCGAGCAAUGCUGCGUACCGGAUUGGGACCAAAUGAUGUUAUGCUUGUAGAUUUGAUUUCGGCAUGUGGGCGUUCCGAGGCAAUACAUGAAGGUGAACAAUUUCAUGAGAGAAUUGUAAAGGAAGGUUUUGACUGCUAUGACUUUAUACAGGCAACAAUCAUCAAUUUCUAUGCAGCUUGUGGCCGCAUGAACCUUGCUCAUCUUCAGUUUGAAAAGGGCAUCAUGCAGCAUGUUGCGUCUUGGAAUGCACUCAUUGCAGGAUAUAUAAGAAACAGAAUGAUUGACCAGGCAAGGCUUUUGUUUAAUGAGAUGCCUGAAAGAGAUGUGUUUUCAUGGAGUUCCAUGAUUUCUGGUUAUGCACAGAGUGAACAACCGGAAUUGGCUCUGGAACUCUUUCAGAGAAUGGUAGCUAGUGGGAUCCAACCAAAUGAAAUUACGAUGGUGAGUGUUUUCUCUGCAAUUGCUACAUUAGGCACAUUGAAAGAGGGAAGAUGGGCCCAUGAAUACAUACUUGAGAACUCCAUUCCUCUUAAUGACAAUUUAAGUGCAGCACUCAUCGAUAUGUAUGCCAAAUGUGGGAGUAUCCAUUCAGCCUUAGAGGUGUUUUACCAAAUCCGAGACAAAGCCUCUACUGUCUCACCAUGGAAUGCCAUUAUAUGUGGGUUGGCCAUGCACGGACAUGCAACAUUGUCUCUCGAAAUAUUUUCGGACUUGCAAUGGCGUAAUGUCAAACUCAAUUCAAUCACAUUCAUCGGAGUCCUAAGUGCAUGUUGCCAUGCUGGCUUUGUGGAGGCUGGGGAGAGGUAUUUUAAAAGCAUGAAGAACGUUUACAACAUAGAACCAAAUAUCAAGCAUUAUGGUUGUUUGGUGGAUCUCCUGGGCCGAGCUGGGCGAGUAGAAGAUGCUGAGAAAAUGAUAAGGAGCAUGCCCAUGAAGGCCGAUAUAGUGAUAUGGGGCACGUUAUUGGCGGCAUGUAGAACACAUGGGAAUUUGGAAAUAGGAGAAAUGGCCGCAGAGAAUUUGGCAAGGUUGGAUUCAUCUCAUGGGCCAGGUAGAGUUCUCCUAUCCAACAUAUACGCAGAUGCAGGGAAGUGGGAGGAAGCCUUUUCUGUACGGCGAGCAAUGCAGAGCCUAAGACUGAAGAGAUCACCGGGGCAUAGUGAUGUUGUAUGAUGAGGGUGCUGGGGUUCUAAAACGCUCAAAAGUUUUGGUCAAUUUGAA
This is a messenger RNA of Prunus mume (Japanese apricot), 2254 nucleotides long. RefSeq names its product mitochondrial editing factor 18 (gene MEF18). NCBI's taxonomy places the organism in Eukaryota, Viridiplantae, Streptophyta, Magnoliopsida, Rosales, Rosaceae. The record is from RefSeq and is a predicted model, not a curated record. Gene Ontology annotation, molecular function: RNA binding; protein binding. Gene Ontology annotation, biological process: RNA modification.